AUGAUUGAACUUCCAAUUCUGGGAGAUAAAGUAGAAGAUACCUAAACGCAGGAAUACUUCGAAGAGUUCAAUGAACGAUACGAAUUGAGAGUUUACUAUUAUGAGGAAGACAAUAAUUUUAUGAUUAAGAUGCUACGCAUAGUAAGUCUUGGGCUUUUUUCUCUUUUUGAAAAUUGGUUUGUUUCUGUGUCAUUGUUGAGUUUUCAGAAGAGUACAGAUCCUACUCAUUUGUUGAUCCAAAAGAUGAAAGAUGGUAAACGGAUGAGCAGAGAUAAGAUCAUCAGAUGCAAGAGGGACGGAGAUAGGAUCAAAUUUAAGUAUGAGUACAUUAACUUUUUGAUCACUCCAUAAAAUUAAUUGAAAAAGUUAGAAUUGAUUAAUUACGAUUAUAAUGAGUUAAGUAAAUACGAAGCCCAACAAAGGUAAAUUUUAUAUGGAGAAAAUAUAAUGCAAAUUGAAGAAUGCACCAGAAGUGAAAUUUUAUUUAAAGAAAUCUUAUCCCCCUUCAACAUCUUUUAAGUGUUCUCCUUCAUUGUUUGGUCUCUGGAUGAUUAUUACCUUUACGCCUUUUUGAUUGGCAUUUUGACCAUAACAUAAAUUACCAUAAGUUUAUACGAUUUAGAACAACAGAACCAUAAAAUACGAGAGAUGAUCUAUUAUGAAAGUUCAGUCAUUGUUCACAGAGACCAUCAUUCAUUCAACAUCUCCUCAAAAGACUUAGUCCCUGGAGACAUCGUUGAAGUGACACCCAAAUCGAUGGUUACCUUUGAUGGUCAAAUCAUUAAUGGAGAGGCCGUGUUCAACGAAGCCAUCCUAACUGGAGAGAGUACUCCAAUUUUAAAAACUAUCAACAUGGAAAUCUUUAGUGGAUGUAGCUGUUUGUCUGCAAGUUCCAAUUGUCGAGCUCUAGUGAAAUCAAUUGGUUUUAAUACUAUCAAAGGGUCCUUGGCCAGAUACAUCUUAUUCAAUAAUUCAUAUACUUAUUCAUUCCAAAAGGAAUCACUCAAAUACUUAAUUGUUUUGGGUUUUUUGGGAGCAAUUCUAUCAAUAACUAAUUACUUUAUACGUCUGAAGUCUACAAAAAAUCAAUUUAAGAGCACCAUUGAAGCUCUUGAAAUAUUUACCAUUCUGAUACCACCUUCAUUACCUACAGCUUUGGGUGCUGGGUUAUAAGUGGCUAUUUAGAGAUUAAAGGCAAAUAAUAUUUUUUGCAUAAAACCAGAUAAGAUUAAUGUGAGUGGGAUGGUCAAUCUAAUAGGAUUUGAUAAGACUGGCACAUUGACUGAAUCAACACUUAAGGUGUUGGGUUGUGUAGAAAAAGAAUUAUUACUAAAUCCUAAUCAUUGUAAAGAGAUCAUGCAAUUGGCAUUGAAAAGUUGUCAUACUCUUGUUGGUGGUUGUGGGGAUAGCUUAGAAAUAGCCAUGUUAGAGUGCUGUUAAUAAUAAUUUGAGUUUGAAUAUCAGAAAGCCUAUUAAUUCGAGGCCAAUUUGUAAAGAAUGACAGUAAUAAUCAAAUACAAAGGAAAAUUGUUAGCCAUUACAAAGGGAUCAUCAGAAAUAAUGGAGAGACUGUGUUUUUCAACAUUGCCUGAUCAGUUUACAUCUACUGUGAAUAAUUACUUACAAGAAGGAUAUAGAUUGAUAUCAUUUGGAUAUAAGGAGAUAAGCGAUGUUGAUCAAGAGAGAAAAUAUAUUGAAAAUGGAUUGCAAUUUCUUGGGACUUUAGUGUUUGUAAAUCAUCUGAGAGAGGAUUCCAGACAAUUGAUUGAGUAAUUGAAUUCAAUUAACAUUAAAUGUGUAAUGGUGACAGGGGAUAACAUAUUGACAUCAAUCAAUAUUGCAAAACAAUGUCAGAUUGUAGAUCCCAAUCAACCUGUGAUAACUGGAUAAAUAAUUAAUGACAAAUUAGUCUUCGAUAAUAAUAUUAAUGUAGAAGAAAUAGAAUAGAUGAAUUAUUAAGUGGCAUUGACAGGAGAUUCUUGGGAAUGCGCAGAUAAAGUAUUUGUUAAUAUUAUUUUUGAGUAUCCUUGA
Molecule: messenger RNA, 2031 nt
Organism: Paramecium tetraurelia
Lineage: Eukaryota; Ciliophora; Oligohymenophorea; Peniculida; Parameciidae
Exons: 2
Cellular component (GO): membrane
Molecular function (GO): ATP hydrolysis activity; P-type transmembrane transporter activity; ATP binding
Source: RefSeq, a predicted model, not a curated record